AAAAAAAAAUCUAUGUUUCUCCCCAAAAGCUGCCCACGACCAUAAAAUUCUUUUUCUUAUCAUCCCACGCUUUCCAUCCUCAACUAAAAAUAAUUAAAAGUUAAUAAAACAUAUAUUAUAAAGAAAUAAUAUGAUGUAAUCGUAUAUGAAACAAGUGUAAAGGAGGACAAUUACAAUCUCAUCCUCCCACCACUUACAUAGUCUCCUUCCUUAGUCCACUCUCCCAGCACUGCAAUUUAAAUCCCACCUCUCCUACAACUUUCUCCACCCAACCUGCAGCAGACGACGAAGACAGAGGGCAACGGUCUGUGACUCGACGGAGAGCGGAACGAGCCAGUGCGAGGCAGCAGAAAAACAAAAUUUAUGAAGGAAAUGGAUGGAAGAAUGGCUAAAGCUGCAGCCACAGGAAACGUUGACGAACUUGAAAGGUUGAUGAGAGAAGACAGAUUGGUGCUAGAUAGUGUUGCAUUGUUUGGAGCUCAAACUCCUCUACACAUUGCAUCAAUGUGUGGUCACGUUAGUUUCGUACAAAAUAUGUUAAAACUGAACAAGCAAUUUGUGUAUGAACUCAACGAAGAUGGGUUUACUCCCAUGCACUUGGCCUCUGCCAAUGGCCAUGUUCAGGUCGUGCUUGAACUUCUGAAAGUUGACCAUCAACUGUGUCACAUUCAGGGAAGGGAGGGAACCCUUCCUCUCCACUGUGCCUCUAUCAAAGGAAGGAUCCACGUUAUGAAGGCGUUGCUCUCUGCUGCUCCACUCACUGUUCAAAGCAAAACCGUCAGAGGAGAAACUCCGCUUCAUAUUGCUGUAAAAAACAACCACUUUGGUGCAGUUAAGUUGUUGUUGGAACACGCCAAGGGAUGGAAGAUAGAAGGAGAAGUGUUGAAUGACAAAGACAACCAAGCAAAUACUGUCUUGCAUCUGGCUGCGUCAAGGAAGCAAUACCAGAUAGUUGAUAUGUUGUUGGUUGAGGAUGAUGUUGCAAAAGAAGUGAUGGUGGUGAAUUCGGUGAACGAGAGAGGAAUGACCCCUCUUGAUGUUAUUACGUUAUUCCAAAGCGAAGCCGGUGAUUUAGAAAUUUACAGAAGCCUUGUGAAAGCAGGAGCUAAGAGUGCAAAGGAAUGGAACCCAUGUUCCUCCAAGGAACUGCAAUGAUGAAGAAUCAAAUCUACAUAAAACAACUGAAGAAUAC
Messenger RNA from Vigna radiata var. radiata (mung bean), 1192 nucleotides. RefSeq names its product ankyrin repeat-containing protein BDA1-like. Lineage: Eukaryota; Viridiplantae; Streptophyta; Magnoliopsida; Fabales; Fabaceae. Bases 364 to 1155 code for a protein of 263 amino acids. The record is from RefSeq and is a predicted model, not a curated record. Gene Ontology annotation, molecular function: protein binding. The transcript is spliced from 3 exons.